Messenger RNA from Trichoderma asperellum CBS 433.97, 906 nucleotides. The record is from RefSeq and is a predicted model, not a curated record. NCBI's taxonomy places the organism in Eukaryota, Fungi, Ascomycota, Sordariomycetes, Hypocreales, Hypocreaceae.
AUGGUCAAUUAUGGGCCAUCAGGAGCAUGCCUCGCAUGCAAAGAAAAGCGUAAGAAGUGUGACAAAGGGCGUCCUGAUCUGGAAGUGGAGAUUUCUCAGUCUCCUCCAUCCCAUUCACAUUCCCCCAACAAAGUGUCACAGAAGUUCAGUCUUCUGUGUACACCGCUAUUCAACCAGUCAAGCUCAACUAUAGAUUUCAUUUACGGACGUACAUUAUCUUUAAUGCGAAAAGCAGAAUCCCUGUUGGAAAAUGAAGCUACCGUUGACCAAAUUUGUCAACUGAAGGCUGAGGCUGAACUAUUAAAAGAGGCUUAUAACACGUGGCCAGAAACCGCACCUCACGCAUGGAUACCAAAACCAAUUGGCGUUAUUUCACCCAACAAUGAAGAGAUACUGCCCGAUGUAGGCUACUGGCCAACAACCAUCUUUUGUUAUUACGAUUUUUAUGUUGCUUCGUUAUGGAACAACUAUCGGAAAGCUGCUCUGUUGGUCUUAGAUGUCAUAUUAAGAUGCCACCGUCGAAUCAAUGGCUAUUUCAGCGACCAAAUAUUCCAAGAUUCAAUAGAGAAGGAUGCAACAAAACUAACAGAAGGAAUUGUUUCUUCAAUUCCGUAUCUUCUAUCAGAAGAUGUGGAGGUGUUUGUUGAAAACGCUGCCAAAGGAUCCCCUCUCAUUGUCCCCGGUCGACCAGUCGGGGGAUUGCUGUCGAUGCACACUUUAUUCGUUCUAUCAACAGUAUCUACGACCGAUGAGAAGCUAAAAUCUUACAUAAGGGACUGUUUGGCGUGGGUUGGUUCACGCAUGGGAAUCGCUCAAGCAACUGUCUUAUCCAAGUACACGACAAUGAAUCAGUUUCAGUAUGCCAUGGAAACGCGUGUAAUUGUCUGGGCAGGCAUGCUUAUAUGA